GGAGGGGGGUGCUCGGUAUACAGACGGUGAGCUGAGAGCCGGCGCGUGAAUGUCCCGUUACAGCGGCCAGGUGUUCGGUACCGGACAGCUCUUCGGUAGAAUCUCUCUCAGGAUGAUCCGUCCUCUGCUCAUGUGCUUCGUGCUCUGCGUCGUUUACGGCAGCAGCAAACCGACGGAGACCAAGAAAGAUCGCGUUCAUCACGAGGAGCCUCUGAGCAGCCUGGAGCACGACGACGCCAAGAACCACGACUACGACCACGAAGCCUUCCUGGGACAAGACGAAGCCAAGACCUUCGAAAACCUGUCGCCUGAAGAGAGCCGGCGCCGCCUGGGCAUCAUCGUAGGGAAGAUGGACAGUAACGAGGACGGCUUGGUGUCUGAGGAGGAGCUGAAGCUGUGGAUCCGCAGCGCUCAUCAGAAGCACAUCCACGGCAGCGUGGAGCAGCAGUGGCACGACUUCGACCUGAACCACGACGGACGCAUCAGCUGGGACGAGUACAAGAACGUCACAUACGGGACUUACCUGGAAGACCCGCAGGCCGACGCCCACUUCGACUACGGUCACAUGAUGGCGAGGGACGAGCGGCGCUUCAAGGUGGCCGACAGCAACGCAGACCUGCUGGCAGACAGAGCCGAGUUCGCUGCCUUCCUGCAUCCUGAAGACCACGAACACAUGAGAGACGUGGUGGUGCAGGUGGAAGACAUCGAUAAGAACGGCGACGGCUUCAUCGACCUGAAGGAAUACAUCGGCGACAUGUUCACCACCCAGGACGCAGAAGGGGAGGAGCCUGACUGGGUGGCGUCGGAGCGGGAACAGUUCUCUGAGUUCAGAGACAAGAACAAAGACGGGAAGAUGGACCGAGAGGAAACUCUGGACUGGAUCCUUCCGUCCGGCUACGACAACGCCGAGGCCGAGGCCAAACACCUGGUGCACGAGAGCGACGCCAACCAGGACGGGAAGCUCACCAAGGAGGAAAUCCUCGACAAGUUCGACAUCUUCGUCGGCAGCCAGGCGACGGACUUCGGAGAAGCUUUGAUGCAUCACGACGAGUUUUAGACUCGCUGCAGAUUUUACAUGUUACAUUUAUUGUGAAGAAUAUUUUUUAAACCUGCAGAAGAGGAAAAAACUGGUGGUGUAAAUUUAAAUGUGGAGUUAUGUUACGUUGAGUCAGAAAGCAGGAAAAGCUUCGAGUUGUUUUCAGGACGUUUGAAUCCGUCCGUGUUUCUGUGUUUGUUGCUUUUUGUCCGUCUCUGCGUCUCCGGUGCUUCACAGCUUCCUUCAGUGUGUUUACAGACUAAAGUUACAGGAUGACAGGAAGUACUCUGUGCUUUCAGAAUAAAAGAGUUACUCUACAUUUUAUAUCACUCCAAAAAUAAAAACAACCAAAAAAAAUGAUAAAUUGUGUUGAAUUUGCACAAAGACAGAAAGUCUGAUUGAAGCUGUAACUUUAACUUUUACAUCCUGUUUUCAAUAAAAUACUAAAAUCUGA
Molecule: messenger RNA, 1490 nt
Organism: Scomber scombrus (Atlantic mackerel)
Lineage: Eukaryota; Metazoa; Chordata; Actinopteri; Scombriformes; Scombridae
Gene: calua
Product: calumenin a
Cellular component (GO): endoplasmic reticulum
Molecular function (GO): calcium ion binding
Source: RefSeq, a predicted model, not a curated record